GUCCCCCGCCCCCUCCCAGCCCGGCCGCUGCUCGGACCGGGGCCGCCACCUGCACGGCGGGGGAGCCGCUCGCCGCGGGAGCGUCAGGAGGUCACGCGUCCGCGGCUGAACCGCGGAAGGGCCGGUGAGGAGCUGGGCCUCGGGAGAUGGCCCCGGGGGCCCCCGCGCUGCUGCUGCUGCUGCUGCUGCUACUACUGCCGCCCCGCACCGCUGGCUGCCCAGCAGCCUGUCGCUGCUACAGCGCCACAGUGGAGUGCGGCGCCCUGCGGUUGCGUGUCGUCCCGCUGGGAAUCCCGCCAGGGACGCAGACACUGUUCCUGCAGGACAACAACAUCGCGCGCCUGGAGCCAGGAGCCCUGGCGCCGCUCGCCGCUCUGCGGCGGCUCUACCUGCACAACAACAGCCUGCGCGCCCUGGAGGCCGGCGCCUUCCGCGCGCAGCCGCGCCUGCUGGAGCUGGCGCUCACCAGCAACCGGCUGCGCGCCUUGCGCAGCGGCGCCUUCGCAGGCCUGGCCCAGCUGCGCGUGCUCUACCUGGCGGGCAACCAGCUGGCGCGGCUGCUGGAUUUCACCUUCUUGCACCUGCCGCGACUGCAGGAGCUUCACCUGCAAGAAAACAGCAUUGAGCUGCUGGAGGACCAGGCUCUAGCGGGGCUGUCCUCCCUAGCACUGCUGGACCUCAGCAGGAACCAGCUGGGUACCAUCAGCCGAGAGGCGCUGCAGCCCCUGGCCAGUCUGCAAGUCCUGCGCCUCACAGAGAACCCAUGGCGCUGUGACUGCGCCCUGCACUGGCUGGGUGCCUGGAUCAAGGAGGGCGGCCAGCGGCUGCUCACCUCCAGGGACAGGAAGAUUAUGUGUGCAGAGCCCCCGCGCCUGGCGCUCCAGAGUCUCCUGGACGUAUCCCACAGCAGCCUCAUCUGCAUUCCGCCCUCUGUCCACGUGCAGCCGCUGGAGCUCACAGCCAACCUGGGUGAGGACCUGCGGGUUGCCUGCCAAGCCUCCGGCUACCCGCAGCCAUUGGUGACCUGGAGAAAGGUGCCCCAGCCUCGCGAGGGCCGGCCGCAAGCCCAGGCCCAGCUAGAAGGCGGGGCGCCGGGCCUGGGCGGACACUCGGCAUCCGACACGGGCAGCGGCAUGCUCUUCCUCAGCAACAUCACGCUGGCCCAUGCCGGCAAGUACGAGUGCGAGGCCUCCAAUGCUGGUGGCGCUGCCCGCGUGCCCUUCCGACUCCUGGUCAACGCGUCCCGACAGCAGCCGCAGCAGCCCGCGCAACCGCCACCUCCGGCCGCCCGCCCCGCUGGUCGCGAGCCCCGGCCCGAGGCGGGAAGCAUGGCCUUCCGCGCCCUGGGCCUGGCCACGCAGACGGCCAUUGCGGCGGCCAUCGCGCUGCUGGCGCUCACGGCGCUGCUCCUGGUCGCCAUGAUCUGUCGCCGGCGCCGCAGGCGAAAAAAGGCGCGGGGGCCACCGGGGGAGGGCGCGCUGUUCGUCAACGACUACUCGGACGGCCCCUGCACGUUCGCACAGCUAGAGGAGCUCCGCGACGAGCGCGGACACGAGAUGUUCGUUAUCAACCGCUCCAAGCCGCUCUUCGCCGAGGGUCCGGCGGAGGCGCCGGCGGACUGCGGACCAGCAGAGGGGGCGGGGCCGGGACUCCGCGUGCCCCCGCCAGUCGCCUACGAGAUCCAUUGCUAGGGCGGCGGGCGCGGGCAGAUGACGUGGGCGCCGGGGAUUGGCCGGCGCGGCCGCGCACAUGCUCCGUCAGUAAAGGUGGAAGCCGCGCA
Cercocebus atys (sooty mangabey) is the source of this 1780-nucleotide messenger RNA. RefSeq names its product leucine rich repeat containing 24 (gene LRRC24). NCBI's taxonomy places the organism in Eukaryota, Metazoa, Chordata, Mammalia, Primates, Cercopithecidae. The transcript is spliced from 5 exons. The record is from RefSeq and is a predicted model, not a curated record. Gene Ontology annotation, molecular function: protein binding. Bases 147 to 1691 code for a protein of 514 amino acids.